GCUUUCUAAUGCGUUUCCCCCUCGGCAGCCCUGAGCUGGCAAUUCUGGUAGUGACUGCAGGGCCCUGCUAGACGGCGGUCGCAUGCAGCUCCUAUGAGGCCCCCGCCGCCGGUCGGCGAUGUCCGACUGGAGCUGUCGCCUCCGCCGCCGUUGCUGCCGCUGCAGGUUGUAAGCGGGUCUCCAGUCGGCCCCGCCGGGCGUCUCAUGGCCUCUAGCAGCUCUCUGGUGCCCGACCGGCUGCGCCUGCCGCUCUGCUUCCUGGGUGUCUUUGUCUGCUAUUUUUACUAUGGGAUCCUGCAGGAAAAGAUAACAAGAGGAAAGUAUGGGGAGGGAGCCAAGCAGGAGACGUUCACCUUUGCCUUAACUUUGGUCUUCAUUCAAUGUGUGAUUAAUGCCGUGUUUGCCAAGAUCUUGAUCCAGUUUUUUGACACCGCCAGGGUGGAUCGUACUCGGAGCUGGCUCUAUGCUGCCUGUUCUAUCUCCUAUCUGGGUGCCAUGGUCUCCAGCAACUCAGCACUACAGUUUGUCAACUAUCCAACUCAGGUCCUUGGUAAAUCCUGCAAGCCAAUCCCAGUCAUGCUCCUUGGGGUGACCCUCUUGAAGAAGAAGUACCCACUGGCCAAGUACCUGUGUGUGCUGCUAAUUGUGGCUGGAGUGGCCCUUUUCAUGUACAAACCCAAGAAAGUUGUUGGGAUAGAAGAACACAUAGUCGGCUAUGGAGAGCUCCUCCUGCUAUUGUCGCUGACCCUGGACGGACUGACAGGUGUUUCCCAGGACCACAUGCGGGCUCAUUACCAAACAGGCUCCAACCACAUGAUGCUGAACAUCAACCUUUGGUCAACAUUGCUGCUGGGAGUGGCAAUCCUUUUCACUGGGGAACUCUGGGAGUUCUUGAGCUUUGCCGAAAGGUACCCUGCCAUCAUCUAUAACAUCCUGCUCUUCGGCCUGACCAGUGCCCUGGGUCAGAGCUUUAUCUUUAUGACGGUUGUGUAUUUUGGUCCCCUGACCUGCUCCAUCAUCACUACAACACGAAAGUUCUUCACAAUUUUGGCCUCUGUGAUCCUCUUCGCCAAUCCCAUCAGCCCCAUGCAGUGGGUGGGCACCGUGCUUGUGUUCCUGGGUCUUGGUCUUGAUGCCAAGUUUGGGAAAGGAGCCAAGAAGACAUCCCACUAGGAAGAGAGAGACUACCUCCACAUCAAGAAUAUUUAAGUUAUUAUCUCAGACAGUGACCUCUCUUGGGAAAACGGACUCAAUAGGAAUAUGGGACUGAGUUCCAGUCUUUUUUAAAAAAAAUAAAAUCAAGCAAAAUCACAUAUUCUAAAGAAUGCACUUGAAUUUUAACAAGA
This is a messenger RNA of Saimiri boliviensis boliviensis (Bolivian squirrel monkey), 1346 nucleotides long. RefSeq names its product solute carrier family 35 member B1 (gene SLC35B1). Gene Ontology annotation, biological process: UDP-galactose transmembrane transport. The record is from RefSeq and is a predicted model, not a curated record. NCBI's taxonomy places the organism in Eukaryota, Metazoa, Chordata, Mammalia, Primates, Cebidae. Gene Ontology annotation, cellular component: Golgi membrane; endoplasmic reticulum membrane. Gene Ontology annotation, molecular function: UDP-glucose transmembrane transporter activity; UDP-galactose transmembrane transporter activity.